Messenger RNA from Orbicella faveolata, 923 nucleotides. RefSeq names its product sperm-associated antigen 6-like. Gene Ontology annotation, cellular component: microtubule cytoskeleton. The record is from RefSeq and is a predicted model, not a curated record. Gene Ontology annotation, molecular function: microtubule binding. Gene Ontology annotation, biological process: cilium movement. NCBI's taxonomy places the organism in Eukaryota, Metazoa, Cnidaria, Anthozoa, Scleractinia, Merulinidae.
UUUUUUGGUUACCAGUAAUGAAAGUUUUUUUUUCCUACCUUGAAAUGCAGCGAAUCACGUCAGUGAGAGAGUUAUCAGGGAAUGAGGAGGAUCACAUACAGGCUGCUAUUGCGUGGGCCCUGGGUCAAAUUGGAAGACACACGCCUGAGCAUGCUAAGGCAGUGGCAGUCACUAAUGUGUUGCAGUCACUGCUCUUCUGUUUUCUCAGCUCUGCUAGUUCUGAAGACCUGCAAGCUAAGUCCAAGAAAGCUCUGAAGAACAUUCUUCAAAAGUGUGUCCACCUUCCUGCCCUAGAGCCCUUGUUGAACGACGCACCGCCUCACAUUUUGAAGCAUGUGGUUAGUCAGUUUGCCAAGGUACUCCCGCACGACGCAAAAGCACGCCGGCUGUUUGUGACAAGUGGAGGACUGAGAAAGGUGCAGGAGAUCAAAGCAGAGAGGAAUUCAGAGCUCAGUGAGCACAUCAACACCAUUAACAACUGUUAUCCUGAAGAAAUUGUCAGAUACUAUUCUCCUGGAUACGCUGAAAAAUUGCUGCAAAGAGUUGACCAGUACCAGCCCAGUUAAUACUUAUUUUGUAGACAACUUAAUUAAACAUGGAACCAAGAGUAUAAGAAAAAUUUCUUUUUGACAUUUUUUACGUACGAUGCUGGAUAAUUUACAAUGCUAUUAGUUUUCCUAGUGAUAGACGAGCUGCGGAUUUGAUUUCAAAGAUUUACUAUUUUUGCAGUGGAACUCUGCCCUCAAAUUGAACCCAAAUACCCUGGGAUUGACUGAAGCCAGUUUUUAUCGUGAACGAUAAUAAAAUGAACUCUGUCGCUGCCCGAUCGCAUUCUUGUGUAAUAUACUUGCAGCAUGUAAAUAUCUUGAAAAGUCGCCAGUCCUUGUAACGAAAUGGAUAAUAAAGUUUUGUUGUAUACUGUG